Paralichthys olivaceus (Japanese flounder) is the source of this 904-nucleotide messenger RNA. Lineage: Eukaryota; Metazoa; Chordata; Actinopteri; Pleuronectiformes; Paralichthyidae. The record is from RefSeq and is a predicted model, not a curated record.
UCACAUUCUUUGAUUUCAGGACAUCCUGAUUAACUGUCGGAGGGCAGCGACCUCUAUAUCCAUCUCUCCACUGGUGCCAUAUUAUCUGGCUGUGGGCUGCUCCGACAGCUCAGUGCGAAUCUACGACAGACGUAUGCUGGGAACCAGAGCGACAGGUAACUACAUGGGCCGGGGGACGACGGGCAUGUGCGUUCGUUUUGUUCCCGCUCACCUGUCCAACAAGUCGUGCCGGGUGACGUCUCUCUGCUACAGCGAGGACGGACAGGAGGUGCUGGUCAGCUACUCCUCCGAUUACAUCUACCUGUUCAAUCCCAAAGAUGACCAGGCCCGGGAGCUGAAGGGCCCCUCUGAGGAGAGGAGGGAGGAGCUGAGGCAGCCUCCAGUGAAACGCCUCCGACUACGAGGUGACUGGUCUGACACUGGACCCCGAGCUCGUCCUGAGAGCGAGAGGGAGAGAGACGGGGAGCAGAGCCCAAACGUAUCUCUGAUGCAGAGGAUGUCGGACAUGUUGUCUCGUUGGUUUGAGGAGGCCAGCGAGGCUCAGAGCAGCAGAGGAACGCGACCACAGACACGACCCAGAGGAACAGCCGUCCGUCCCGAGCCCUCGUCAAAUCCUCCAGCUGCCCCUGCAGCAGACUCCAGUCAGAACUCCAGUGCCCCCGAGAGGCCAGUGACGACAGACACUUCAGAGGAACCUGCUGUUCCUGCCGCUGCCACCACAGCUGCCACCACAGCUGCCACCACAGCUGCCACGACCUCUCCAUCCGACGCUGCUGCCCCCAUGCCUAAGUCCACCUCCUCUUCCUCCUCAGGGUCUUCAUCAACAGUCACAGCACCUCCACCUUCCAGCUCCACAUCAGUGGGGAGUUCAGCCCCUUCCACCUCCCCCCUCACAUCCUCCGCU